Messenger RNA from Paramecium pentaurelia, 2103 nucleotides. Lineage: Eukaryota; Ciliophora; Oligohymenophorea; Peniculida; Parameciidae. The record is from the annotation of a GenBank genome assembly.
AUGGGAAAUAUUUUACAAAAUUAAAAAGAAAUAUCAAGAAAUUUGGAUAAAAGUAAUUCAUUAUUUUAUAAAUUUAAGUCAUUUAAAGUUAAGUUUAAGACACACCUAAUAUUUAAAUUAAGGAAUCUAAAUCAGGGAAUGUUGAUAUCAUAAAACUUAAUUUACAAAUAAUUAAUGCUGAAAUAGUUUAUGAUUCUGUUGAUAAAAUUUAGUUAGAUUUAACUUUCAGUUGUCAUGUGAAUUUUUAAAUCAUAGUUCAUACAUUUGUUACUGAAACUAAAGGAGCUAAAUAAUAAAGGUUUAAAAUUUAAAAUUCAAAGUUUUUAGAUAUGAAAAAAGUAUGCCAUCAAGUACAACCUAAUCAUUUAAAUGUCCAUCAGGAUUGAACUAUUAAUUACCUACUAAAUAUAUAGAGUUCAUGAUUAUUGACAUUCUAAGAUUUAAGAAAAUGAGAAUCAAUCCAGAUGCAUAAUAUCAUACACUAAUAAUAGAAAUGGUAAGUUUAUAUAUAUGAAUAUACAGAGAGGUCUAAAUUCAAAAAGCUUCCAGAUAAUUUACUUUUAUCGAAUAGAUUGUAACGAAUAAACAUAUUAAUGUGAAUUGAUUAAUACAAAAUAAAUUCUCAUACAUAAAAGUCGAUUUUUUGAAAUACAUGAACUUUAUGGUGUAUAAAAUACAUUAUUCAAUCCUGAAUGGAAUCCAAAUACUAUCUAGGAUAAAGAAUGUGUAAUUUGUUUUUAUAAUAUGAUUAAUACUGUUCUCUUACCUUGUAAACAUAUGUGUACUUGUUCUGUCUGUGCUGAUCAUAUUAUGAUAAGUUAGAAAGUUAAACAAUGUCCUCUCUGUAGAAUUGAUAUUGAUAAUUACUUAGCUUUAGAAAUUAAGGAUAAAUAAAAAUAAGAUUUAUAAAUAUAAUAAUAUAAAGAGGAAUAGUAGAAAUACUUAGAAUCCAUUAAAGAAAAGAAAGAGUUAUAAGCAAUAAAAUAAAGUUCAAUUAUGGAAUAAUUAAAAUCUAAACUAAAAGAAGAAUAGAUGAAAUUACAAUAAUAAAAAAUUAAGAAUAUGAAAUAUUUUAAUGAUCUUGAUGAUUUUAAUCAAGAUAUUUCAUAAAAUGAAAAUAUUUAUGGUAAUUAAAGUUUUUGUUCAUAUGAUGAAAACUAAAUUGAACCUGAUAUUAAUGAAUUCAAUAAUUCUGUAAAAGAUAAAACAGAACAGAAAUUUGAAGAUGAUAAUAAUCUAAGAUUAUCUAAUCAAUUCGAUGAAGACAGACAAAAGAGUACUGCUAAUCAAAGAAGUCCUUGUGAUAGAGAUUUCUUAAGUAGCUAUUAAUAAUAAUAGGAACUGAAAGAUUCAAGAUAAAAUCCUAUUAUUAAUUAAAGUAUCUCUGUUCAUCAUGAAUUAUCAUAAGAUUCACCUAAUUCACAUCAAUAAUAUUAAGUUGAAUCAGAAGUCGAAAAUAAAGAUGAUUCAUCAAAUCUAAAUUCUUAAUAAAAUACUAAAAAUUAGGAUUAAUCUUCUUAAUAAUACUAAUUCAUAUAAUAAAAUGAGAUAUAAUUACAAAUAAUUUAGGAAAAACCAAAAGAGACUUAAAAUAUUAUUAUAGAAUUUCAAUAAAUUUAAGAUAAUUAAAAUAAAUAGAAUAAUUAAUUAAUUGAAUUAUUUGAUGAUAUUUUAUAAGAGAAUGAAGAAUAAAAUUAAAUUAAAUCUCUUUCUUAAUUACAAUUUCAAUAAUAACCUUAAUAGAUUCAAUAAUUAAAACAACAAUAAAAGACGGCAAACUUUUAAUCACCUUAAUAGUAUAACUUAGUUGAAAAUAAUUUCUAAGAUGAUUUCAAUUAAUUUAGAAAUUAACCUUAAUUUAAUGAUUUUUAAUUAAACAUAAAUUAAUCUUAUACAUCCAAUCAAGAUCAUAAGGAUUGUUACAAAUCAAUAAAUUAAAUUGAUCAUCUAUAAGAUGAUAAUCUAAAACUUGAUCAAGAUAAUUGUAUUUAGAAAUUAGCAUCUUUAAUUGAUUUGUAAGAUCAAGAGGAAUAAGAAAAGAAAGAUCGUUCUCAUUCUAAAGAAUUCAAGAGUGAUUAAAUUUCAUUGAUAGUUUUUGAUUGA